Acanthoscelides obtectus is the source of this 546-nucleotide messenger RNA. The record is from the annotation of a GenBank genome assembly. Lineage: Eukaryota; Metazoa; Arthropoda; Insecta; Coleoptera; Chrysomelidae.
AUGAAGAGAAUCCUAAUUACUGGAUCUCCAGGAGUCGGCAAGACAACUCUUAUCAAGAAGAUUGCGGAAAAACUGAUAUCUGAAGGAAUUACUUGCAAAGGAUUUUACACUGAAGAAAUCCGACAAAAUAACUCUAGAAUUGGUUUUGAUAUAGUAACUUUGGCAGGAAACAGAGCCCCACUAGCUAGAAAAAGUUCUUCAACAAGCGACGAACGGUUACCAAGAGUAGGACAGUAUGUGGUCUACAUAAACGAAUUUGAAAAGUUAGCUUUGCCAGUUGUUGGAGACACAUCCUCUAAUGGCCUAUUAGUUAUUGAUGAAAUUGGAAAAAUGGAAUUGUUUAGUAAGAAGUUCAAGACUGCAGUCACAACUGUUAUGAAAACUAGAAAUUUGAAUGUAAUGGCAACUGUACCAGAAAAAAGUAAUAUCCUUUUAAUAACACAGCUGAAAGAAGACAAGGACAUUGAAUUGAUAACAGUAACCCCUACAAAUCGAAAUAGUCUUGAAGAAGUGUUACUGCAAAAACUUAUAUCUAAGGAUAAUUGA